Leucoraja erinaceus (little skate) is the source of this 1678-nucleotide messenger RNA. RefSeq lists its product as uncharacterized. NCBI's taxonomy places the organism in Eukaryota, Metazoa, Chordata, Chondrichthyes, Rajiformes, Rajidae. The transcript has 3 exons. The annotation marks the transcript as partial. The record is from RefSeq and is a predicted model, not a curated record.
CUCACCAGAUGCAGCUCAAACUCAAUCUCCAGCUCUAGCUGUACGAGCUACAGGGAAGGGGCUGUAAUAUCUUCCCUGACUGGCUACAGUUCCAUCUUCAGUUCCAUCUCCAGCGCUAGCUCCAGCUCUAGCCCUAGCUCCAUCUCCAGCUCCCUAUCCAGAUCUAGCUAUAGCUCCAUGCUCCAUCUUCAGCUCCAUCUUCAGCUCCAUCUCUCGAGCUCUAGCACCAUCUCCAGCUCAAUCUUCCCUCUCCCUCUCCAUAUCCAGUUCCCUCUCCAUAUCCAGUUCCCUCUCCCUCUCCCGCUCCAUAUCCAGUUCCCUCCAGCUCUAGCUUUCACUCCAUCUCUAGCUCCAGCUCCAUCCCCAGCUCCAUUUCUAGCUCCCCCUCCAGCUAGCUCUACUCCAUCUUUAGCUCAGUCUCCAGCUCUAGCUCCAUCUCCAUCUAAAGCUCUAGUUCUACCUCCAGCUCCAGCUCCAGCUCCAGCUCCAACACUGGCUCCAGCUCUACCUACAGCUCAAUCUCCAGAUCCAUCUUUAGCUCCAUCUCCAACACAAUUUCCAGCUCUAGCUCCAGCUCCAUCGCCAGCUUCAUCUUCAGCUCCAGCUCCCUCCAGCUCCAGCUCCAGUUCCAUCUUCAGGUUCACCUCCAUCUGCAGCUCUAGCUCCAUCUGCAGUUCCAGCUCCGUCUCCAACUCUAGCUCCAUCUCAAUCUUCUGUCCUAGCUACAUCUCCAUCUCCAGCUUUAGCUCCAGCUCCAUCUCCAGCUCCAACUCCAGCUCUAGCCCCAGCUCCAUCUCCAAAUCAAGCUCCAGUUCUAGUUCUAGCCCAAGGUUCAACCCCAGCUCCAGCUCCGGUUCCAUCUCCAGCUCCAUCUUCUGCUCUAGAUCUUGCUCUGUCCCCAGCUACAUAUUCAGCACUAUCUCCAGUACUAGCUCUAUCUCCAUCUUCAUCUAAAGCUUGAGUUCUAUCUCCAUCUUCAGCACUAGUUAAAAUCUCCAUCUCCAGCUCCAUCUCCAGCUCCAUCUCCAGCUCCAGCUUUCACUCCAUCUCCAGCUCCAGCUCAUUCUAAAGCUCAAUCUCCAGCUCUAGCUCUACAUCCAGCUCCACCUACAGCUCCAUAUCCAUCUCUAGCUCCAUCUUUAGCUGCAUCUCCAGCUCCAUCUGCAGCUCUAGUCCUAGCUCUAUCUACAGCUCCAGCUCCAUCACCAGAUGCAGCUCAAGCUCCAUCUUCAGCUCAAUCACCAGCUCUAACUCUACGAGCUGUACUAACUACAGCACCAUCUCCAGUUCCAUCUCCAGCUUCAUUUCCAGCUCUAGCGCCAGCUCGAGCUCCAUGUCCACCUCUAUCUCUAGCUCCAUCUCAUAGAAACAUAGCAAAUAGGUGCAGGAGAAGGCCAUUCGGCCCUUCGAGCCAGCAAUUCAUUGUGAUCAUGGCUGAUCGUCCUCUAUUAAUAACCCGUGCCUGCCUUCUCCACAUAUCCCUUGAUUCCACUAGCCCCUAGAGCUCUAUCUAACUCUCUCUUAAAUCCAUCCAGUGAUUUGGCCUCCACUGCACUCAGUGGCAGGGCAUUCCACAAAUUCACAACACUCUGGGUGAAAAAGUUUUUUCUCACCUCAGUCUUAUAUGGUCGCCCCAUUAUUCUAAGACUGUGGUUCUGGAUCUGUGGUCUCCAGGCCC